AUGGCCGGCCAACUCCCACAGUGGAAGCAGGAUUUCCUCCAGGCUGCCAUCGCAGGCAAAAUUCUCAAGUUCGGCUCUUUCGAGCUCAAGUCCAAGCGCAUCAGCCCCUACUUCUUCAACGCUGGCGACUUCUACCGGGCCGACCUCUUGCGCGCCAUCUCCCUCGCCUACGCCCACGCCAUCAUCGAGGCGACCAAGGACGCCGCCAACCCGCUGCGCUUCGACAUUGUCUUCGGGCCUGCCUACAAGGGCAUCCCCCUCGCCACCGCCGCUGUAGACAAGCUCGCCGAGCUCGACUCGGCCACCUUUGGCCACACCUGCUACUCCUUCGACCGCAAGGAGGCCAAGGACCACGGCGAGGGCGGCAACAUUGUCGGCGCCCCCCUCAAGGGCAAGCGAGUCCUCAUCGUCGACGACGUCAUCACUGCAGGAACUGCCAAGCGCGAGGCCAUUGCCAAGAUUCGCGCCGAGGGCGGCGAGGUUGCUGGCAUUGUUGUCGCGCUUGAUCGCAUGGAGAAGCUGCCAUCACCCGAUGGUGAUGACUCCAAGCCCAUGCCCAGCGCCAUGGGCGAGAUCAAAAAGGAGUACGGUAUCCCCAUCUACGCCAUCCUGACGUUGGACGACAUCAUCGAGGGCAUGAAGGGUUUCGCUUCGGAGGAGGACACGAAGCGCACUCAGGAGUACCGGGCCAAGUACAAGGCCAGCGAUUGAGUUGAGUCUCUAGUUGAUCACUGCAGAUGUGGGCAGGGAGGAGGACGAGUACUGCUUUUGCGCUCAAAGUUCCACCCAGGCGUCACGAGUAGCUAGCAAAAGGUAGUCAAGGCUUCUGAAUAGACUAAACUGGCUACCUGUCUAGCAGAGGGAGGCGGUACUCUUGUAGAAUAGGUAGGCGUCAUAUGAGG
Messenger RNA from Verticillium alfalfae VaMs.102, 902 nucleotides. Its product is annotated as orotate phosphoribosyltransferase. Bases 1 to 711 code for a protein of 236 amino acids. The record is from RefSeq and is a predicted model, not a curated record. Gene Ontology annotation, cellular component: cytoplasm. Gene Ontology annotation, biological process: pyrimidine nucleotide biosynthetic process; pyrimidine ribonucleoside biosynthetic process; 'de novo' pyrimidine nucleobase biosynthetic process. Gene Ontology annotation, molecular function: orotate phosphoribosyltransferase activity. NCBI's taxonomy places the organism in Eukaryota, Fungi, Ascomycota, Sordariomycetes, Glomerellales, Plectosphaerellaceae. The transcript has a single exon.